AUGCAAUCCUCCUGGCGACGACUAGCCAGAGAGACAGUGUCCAAAUGGCAAACGACCUGCUUUCGCCCGUCUAAUUUUUGCCUGAAACGAACCAAAUUAUCGCUUUUCCACCACCAACAUUUCAGAAGUAUCCAUGCUGUAGCACAUGCCCAACAGGCUACCUCUUCCCAUCCACCUCUAGACGCUGGUUUACACCAAACCCUACGUCGGGCAGGGCGGGAACACGCACAAGAGGAGAGUGAUUCACCUCUUCCCCCAGCCCGAAUUGCGUCUGCAGCAGCUCAGGCAGUGCGGUUCUCAGUCGCUUCAGGCGAACUCCCCGAAGCCUUUCUCGUCCUCAACUCCAUUCACCAUGCAAACAACAAGUCCACCACCACCCUCCUUAUCGACAAACUAAGCGGCCUUGUCCCAUUUUCCGCAUUCAAACAAUCCGCAAUACCGUUCCAAGAAGGCACACCCAUCCGCCUCGUCUCCCAUUCCCUACUUCACUCUCUCCUCCGUCAUGGACACCACGACCAAGCCGCGCGCCUCGCCGAGCAACUCAUGCAACAAGGCAUCCGCGUCCACAGCAAAUCCCUCGACCUCGUCUUCGCAGCCCUAACAAACCCCAAGUCCACGUUCAAAACCCUCCCACCUCCAAUCCAACCCUUCACAUCCAACAUCCUCUCCGCCACCCCCUCCCACACGCGCAUCCAACACGCAGGCGGCGCCUUCGCCCUCCGCCUCCUCGACAUCGCGCGCCAGUCCGGCCACAGACGCACCCGCAACAUGUUCAAAACCCUCAUCACACUUUGCGUCAUCAACGGCGAAAUUAUCGCUGCUUCCUUGAUUUUCGGGCUCCUCGUGAGGCACUGGAAUAAACAAGUCGAGGCGGAUAUGGCGCAGAACAAUGUGCCUGAGACGGAGGGUUUGACUAUUCGCCAGGCGAUCAAGUAUAGGGUGACGGCGUGGCCUUCAGAGAGUCGGUUGGACGAGAUCCUCGAGUCCAUUAAUACCGGGUUAUCGUACAAAGGCGAAGGCGUUUGGGGCUACUACGACGAUUCCUUGCAGGCCUUGGCCAAUCUCGGAGUCCUUUUAGACCAUCGCCUCAUACCAUUCGCAUCCCUGAGCGAGCUCAUACGACUGCUUUCACGCGGGACGCAGCUCGCAGGUUUCGUGGAAGUCCCAGACGAACCGGGAGGACCGACCCGCAAAGUCAGAGCGUCGCUCUACUUUAGCCAGGUCCUAACCCGCCUCAUACAAGACCUGCCCAGUGUCGAAGUCGAACACGCGUCCUUCCGCCCGCCGAUCAAACAGAAUGGCGGACACAUGCCCGCACUGGACCUCCCGAGCUACAACCGUCUCCUACGGUUCGCGUUCGAGCACCGGGAUUGGAAACAGCUCUCAGGGACGAUCUGGGAACAUAUGGUCCACCAACGCUCGCCACCGCUCAAGCCCGACCGAUACACUGUGAACAUCUACCAACAAGCGGCCGCCAAUCUCAAAGACCCAGAGCUCUGGGCACACGCUUCCCACUUCUCUGGAAUUUCCAAGCCCAAACAGUCCAACCCGGAAUCCUUGUUGGAAGAAUACGCUGCGACACUCAGGGUACGCAACCAAAGCACCAACGAAUUCGUCACCAAGAUCGACUUCCUCGUGUCUUCCGGUGCUCCAAAGCUUGCCGCUCGCUACUUCCUGUCCUACCUCCCAGGGUCCAACUCGGUUGACAAACCAGCGGAGAGUGUAGAUCAGAAAGUGCGUAUCAAGAACCUGAAGCGCGCAGCCCAGCAUGGUCCACGGUUAUUCGUCUCUGCUCUCAACGCGUUGAUGAAGGCUGGGCGUUUUGCUACGGCGGAAAAGGUUUUCCUAUGGGGGAAGAAGGCCGAGUUGCUGAGCUGGGAGGAUCGUAGAAUCCCAGCUUGGGUGCUCCCUAUCGAAGCCUACACCAUUAUGCUGUGGGUGUGCGAAGGCCAAAUCCGACGAUACUUGGUCCGAGCAAAGGCGUUUUCGACGUAUGGUUCCACCCGGACUCGACGACGAGCAGAGCAAAACCUGGACGAAGCUAAAGCUUUCCACCGAGCAGCGCGUCUCGUCUUCAAAACUGCCAUCAAGGACGCUAAAAAGUUCGCGGGUCGCAAACCCAGGUCUCGCAAGUUCCACCGAGACCAUAAACCACUCGCUGCGGAUGCUCUUUUCUUCAACGCUGCGUUGUCCGCGCGGUUGAAUGGUACAGGUUGA
This is a messenger RNA of Coprinopsis cinerea okayama7#130, 2217 nucleotides long. RefSeq lists its product as hypothetical. NCBI's taxonomy places the organism in Eukaryota, Fungi, Basidiomycota, Agaricomycetes, Agaricales, Psathyrellaceae. The record is from RefSeq and is a predicted model, not a curated record. Gene Ontology annotation, molecular function: protein binding. The transcript has 2 exons. The coding region runs from base 1 to 2217 and encodes 738 amino acids.